This is a messenger RNA of Centruroides sculpturatus (bark scorpion), 2126 nucleotides long. RefSeq names its product calpain-C-like (gene CalpC). Bases 165 to 2099 code for a protein of 644 amino acids. Gene Ontology annotation, biological process: proteolysis. Gene Ontology annotation, molecular function: calcium-dependent cysteine-type endopeptidase activity. The transcript has 20 exons. The record is from RefSeq and is a predicted model, not a curated record. Lineage: Eukaryota; Metazoa; Arthropoda; Arachnida; Scorpiones; Buthidae. Gene Ontology annotation, cellular component: cytoplasm.
UACACGACUAACAAACAGACACUACCUUCAGAUUGCAGGUGGUUUCGGUUAGAAAGCAAUUGUUUGUUUAUAUCAGUUUGUAAUUUUUAUCUGUUGUAGUUAAAUCACAGUCAGGAAAAAUAGUUUUUUUACUUUUUACAAAGUUGAAAAUACUCCAUUGAUUAAUGUCCGAAUACGAAAGAUUGAAACGUAGCUGUUUAAAGCGUGGAGAACUUUUCGAAGAUUCUGAAUUUCCAGCUUGUCAACAAUCGGUAUUUUAUCAUCAAACACCACCUUUUCAAUUUGUUUGGAAAAGAGUGAAGGAGAUAUGUCCCAAUCCAAUAUUUUUCAACGAUGGUUGUAUGCAGUUGGAUAUCGUUCCGGGUAAACUCGGAGACAGAUGGUUUGUGUCAUGUAUCAGCUGUUUAAAUAUGAUAAGAGGAUUAUUUCAUCAGGUAGUGCCAAUAAAUCAGAAAUUUUCUUCUGAAGAUUAUGCAGGAAUAUUUUACUUCAACAUAUGGUGGUGUGGUAAAUGGAGAGAAGUUGUUGUGGAUGAUAAACUGCCAACAAUCAAUAACAAACUAAUAUUUGUUCAUUCACAACACAGUAAUCAAUUCUGGCCAGCACUGUUAGAAAAAGCAUAUGCCAAAUUGCAUGGUUCCUAUGAAGCACUGAAAUAUGGUUCGUCACAAGACGGUCUUGCAGAUUUGACUGGAGGUGUUACUGAAAUAGUCAAUAUUCAACAGGAUCCCAAUACAUGUAGUUAUAUUCUCAAUAAAAUGCUUGCAAUGACAUCAAUUAUUACAGCUGUUGUUCAACAACAAACAUCACAAUCAAGAAAUCAAACAGAAAAAUUAGCAAAUGGAAUAAUUUUAGGGACUAAUUAUAGAGUUAUUUCUUUAGACAAGGUUGAGACAGUUGAAGGUGAUCAAAUACAACUUGUUAAAUUAAGAAAUCCACUCAGCAUGAUUUCAGAUUAUGUUGGAAACUGGUGUAGAAAUUCUUCUGAAUGGAAUAAAUUAACUCCUGAGAAUAAACAUAAGAAAAACUUGAGAAAUUUACAGGAUGGAGAAUUCUGGAUGACUUAUCAAGAUUUUGUACGAACUUUCACUACUUUAGAAAUCAUUCAUUUGGAUGGAGAUAGCAGUAAAGAAGAACUUAGUUUAAGAUCAAGGAUGUGUUGGUAUCUAAAAUAUUAUCAUGGAUGUUGGUUAAGAGGAGUGACUGCUGGAGGAUGCAGAAAUAAUACAGACACUUUCCAUAUAAAUCCACAAUUACAAUUAGUUAUUUCUGAUAAUGAUGAAGUUGUCAUCUCAGUCGCUCAACAUGUUGUUCUUGAACCUAAAGUGAUUGGUUUUACUAUUUAUCAGAUGCAAAGUUUUACAACAGACACAUUACAAAAAUCUUUUUUCAAAAAACAUAAAUGCCUUUUAAAUUCCCAAUAUAGUAAUAGUAGACAGAUUUCAACUCGUUGUCAUCUGGAUCAGGGAUUAUAUAUUAUUUUGCCAACAACAUUUGAAUCAGGACAAGAAGCAGAAUUUUUAUUAAGAGUUUAUUCUACAAAACCUGUGAAAUUAAAAUUAAUAGAUUGCACUCCAGCUACUCUGAAAUCAGCAAUUAUCAAAGCUCCGGCACUUGACAGCAAGAUCUGUUCAUAUGAAGCAAUUUUUCUUCAACUUGCUGAUGAACAUAAAACAGUUAAUGCAUUUGAACUGCAGGAAUUACUUGAAGCUUGUCUACCUAAUGAUUAUGUAAAAAGUUGUGCAACAUUGGAAGUAUGCAGACAAGUUGUUUUAGCCUUAGAUUCAACAGGAAACGGAAGAUUAAAAUUUAGUGAUUAUAAGAAUUUAAUGUGCAGUUUAAAAAUGUGGCAGAUGGCAAUUAAUACUUUUGGAAAUCACACAAAAGGAACAUCGGGUAUAUUAAGAGCAGAAAAAUUAAAAGAUGCUUUAAUUGAUAUUGGAUUUCAAUUAAAUGUGGAAACAUUAUCCUUACUGGCAUUACGUUAUAUGAGAAAAGAUGGAACACUAAGAUUUGGAGAUUUUGUGUCCUGUAUUCUUCAUCUUACAGUGGCAUUUAGUAAGUUAUUUAUAUACAUUAAUAAAAGAAUAUUAUACUAAAUUAAAAUUAGUUCUAUUCUAAGAGAA